CCCACCCACCCCCCAAUUUGCGACUGCUUGUGAAUAUUUCUAAAUAUUUUUGGGAGUAAUGGGUUCAUUUCUAUAGAUCCAGAUGAUAUGUUCUUUUUUCUACAUGCAUCUAUAGAUCAUCGCACAGGAGGGAUGCGGGGCUCCGGCGGGAAAUAUUUGCCGAUGACGAUGAUGAUGAUGCUGCCGGAGGAUUUGUUGAUUGAGAUUUUGACCAGGCUUCAGGGCAAGCCAUUGGGACUCUGUAAAUGUGUGUGCAAGUCUUGGUUAUCCAUGAUCAAGAGCCGCACUUUUUUCGAGGUUUACCGGAGUCGGGAACCAAGCCUGAUAAUGUACUGGGCAGAGGAAAUUCACUGGCAAGGCUUUCGCCUGAAUUCCGUUUACUCCACUCUCCGACGAUCCAAGGAGUCCGCAGAAGAAUUCAAUCAACUAAGCCAAUUAAAGGGGCUGAGUAGUUAUAACAAAUGGGAAGAGUUGACCACCGAGGUGGUCAACGGCCUCAUAUGUGUCCGUGAAUCAAAUCUCCGGUUACGUAUUUACAACCUCUGUACCGGGCAGGGGAUGAGACUUCCUGACCCUUUAUCUUGUACUAGUAAUCGGCUGAUCAAGUUUUAUCUUGGGUAUGAUCCCAGAAUCAAGGUGUACAAAUUGCUUCAAUUGGUAUUUACCAAUCAGCUGACUGCCCUGGUAAUGACCUUAAGACCAUCUAAUUCAUUAUCUGAAUGGAGGAAGUUGGACAAUGAUGGAUGUGGUCUGAGUGUCCGACCGGCACCGGCCGGUGUGAAUUCUCUCUCGGAAGGUUCAGUUUUAGCUGAUGGGUUCCUAUGGUGGUUAUGUAGGAACUAUUAUUUGUUGUCUUUUGAUCUCAACAAUGAGAAGUUCGAAUUGGUUAAGGUUCCAGCGGAUGUUAGAAGUACGUUUCAUUCUCGCAUUGUUUUCAUUCAAUCCAUGGGGCGACCGGCUAUAUGGGUUAUUAUUUCCGGAUGUUUUGUGCUCUUUGUGUUUGAAAAUGAUAACACAUGGAGCAAGCAUUGUGUACCAUUUCCUCAAGAGCUUGGCCGGGUGGAGUGGAUUGUGGAUGCAGGAAAUCUUCCUACUGGUGAAAUUCUGUUGAUGAAUGUGGAGUUUAGGUAUGAAGAUUUCCUUCCUUCUUCUGAAAUUCUUCCAAUGGAUGUGGAGUUGAUGAUGGGUGAGCCUUCUUUGAGAUAUAAGGAUUACAAGACGCCAGUUUAUGCUUAUAAUCAUCGCACGAACAAGUUUGAUCGAUUUCUAGUUGGGAAACUUUACAAAAACGAGAGUCUUUAUUAUCAGCGUGGCCCCUGUUCAAAGCAUAUCCGCCGUGGGAUUGCCAAGGUAUCUUGUUUGCAUCAUAAUAACAAUGUAUAUCUACCCCUGGAGGAUGUUCUAAGUGGUUCCUACGAAUUCACGAAUUGAGGAAUUUGCCCCAUAGGGUGGCUGAUAGUUUGGCGAAAACUUGGUUUCGAAUUUCAUCUUCUAGGACUACAUAUUUUGGAACAGCCGCCAAUAGAUGAUGCUUUUGACUGUUGAUUGACUAGAAACAACCCUAUCUCAGAGUCAGACUCUGAGAGGGAUGAAGUGUGAAUAAACUCAAAACCCUUAGAAAUAUGUUGUUUGGUAUUUAGUCAUUGGUUUAAUCAAAAUUUUCCUUGAUAGGGUGAGUGCUAGAUAUAGUGCUAGUACUUGGAGAGUUUUCUAGUAUUCUAUUGGAGAGGAUAGCUAGAGUUCUCUUGGUGAGGUUGUGAGAGUGCAAGUGUUGUACAUUGUAUUUUGUAUAGAGUUGAUAAUAUAAGAGACAGGGGCUAGUUGGUUCCGGGGCUUGGAGCCCGUUCCACGCAUUUGUCGUGUUGUUGUUGCUUGUUCAUUCUCCCAAACUCACGUUAUCUUGUG
Molecule: messenger RNA, 1905 nt
Organism: Oldenlandia corymbosa var. corymbosa
Lineage: Eukaryota; Viridiplantae; Streptophyta; Magnoliopsida; Gentianales; Rubiaceae
Source: the annotation of a GenBank genome assembly